Paramecium sonneborni is the source of this 159-nucleotide messenger RNA. The record is from the annotation of a GenBank genome assembly. NCBI's taxonomy places the organism in Eukaryota, Ciliophora, Oligohymenophorea, Peniculida, Parameciidae.
AUGCUUUUUCUGAUUCAUUUAAGGGAAGCCAUCAUAAAACUCAGCGGUUUUCAAUUAUAUAAAUGGAACAGUUUAAUCAAAGACAUAUUAUAUUCAUAUUAUCCAAAUCUUAUAGACUCUAUGAAAAUAAAUUCUCCUCCUAAUUUAAUUUAUGGAUGA